CUGGGAUUCGAAGUCAUGCGCCUUGAUUCACACCUCCUCCUCCAUUACUCGCGCCAUCCAUAUUCUCAAUUCUUCGCACUACCGGAACGAGCCCUGUUUUAAUGUCGACAUCUUUACAAGUCUUGGAACGAUUAAUCCGAAACUCUCAUCCGCGUUGACUGCUUUGAACACUCAUCAUGCUGGGAGUUGAGCCUGGCCUUUCGGCUAUGGCCAGCGCAGGCUACGUCCAGAUUACAUUGAUCUGGGUUGUCUAUGCUAUUGCAGUGGCCAUUUUGCUGUCAAUUGCCUGUCUAUUCGUCUAUCUCUACCAGGCCCAUCGCGAAAGAUCCCUCCUUGUUACGAUAGUCUGCAUCUUCACCAUCACCUGUCUGCUGGCGACUGUGCUCCUCCUACCGGUCGAUGUUGCUUUGGUCUCAAGUACGACAAGUUCCAAACUAGGCAGACGAAAAGAUUGGGCGAACCAAGGCAAGAUUGACAACAUCACAUACACACUGCGCAUUGUGUAUUACCUUCUCUACUCUUUGGACGCCUUGCUCUGUCUGCUUGUAGUGCCGUUCACCUACUUCUGGUACGAAGAAUAUGACGAAGUUGCGCAAGAGGAGGGAUCACAGACAUUUGUGUCCAGGUUCUGGGCUGCAUUUAAAUACACCUUGAUCUUCAUCUUCCUUUGCGUCGCCUUAUUCUUGGUCGGCUUCUUCGUUCCAGUUGCUCGUCAUAGGGAAGGCGCGCAUUUUGAUCUAGACUUCUUCAAACAUCUGUUAUCGGAAAACCAUGGAGAACGGGCCCUGACCUUUGCACUUGGCCUCCUCAUUACAAUUGGCGUCCUCAUGUACUGCUUCUACACUGCAGCCGGCCUGGCUCUUUUGCCACUCACCUUGAUCAAGUCAGCUCCGGCCAUCUCUGCACCAGCAUUGAGCGAAACAACCUCCUCACAAUUGGAAAGUAACCUUGAACGACAGAGGCAGCUCGAAGGUCGUGCUCAUGGCAACCCGGACGGUUUGUCAUCCAAAGAUCAACGAGAGUUAGAUGCUUUGGUUCGCGAAGAACGCACAUUGCGCCGCCACCAAAGGCUGGCAGCAGAGGCUUCGGGCGAGGACCAGAACAUCUUCUGGAAGAUUUGGAUCAAAAUUGAGGCCAUCUUUCGACCCAUCAAGCUCAUUCUCGGCAUCAUUCUUGUCAUUAUCGUUCUCCUCAUUUUUGCCAGUAUGCUCAUUACCGGCAUCGACAAAGCUAAAAACUCGAUCUGUAAGAGGCAUUGUGGCUACCUCCUGGCUCAUAUCAACAUCUUCCAGCCGAUCAAUUGGAUCCUGGUCAAGUCGUCCGAGGUUUUCCCGAUUGACUAUAUCAUCUUCCUCUUGCUAGUGAUGCUCUUCUUCAGUGCGAGUAUCAUCGGCAUCGCUACAAUUGGUAUUCGAGUGCUCUGGAUCACGAUUUUUAGAAUCCGGAAGGCACACACAUCUCCUCAAGCUCUGCUCAUUGCGACUGUUAUGCUCACCCUCAUGACCCUGGCCAUCAACUACUCCAUUGCCAUGAUGGUGGCUCCACAGUACGCCACCUUCGGGCCGCAAACAUUUUGCGAUCAUCCGCCGAAACAUCCAGGUGAACAGCCCGACUGUUCGGACCACCCUCAACACAUUAUACCCUGCACUGAGAUCAGCGACAACCCGGCUGCAAGAAAUGUCUGUACACCUUCGGUGGUGUCUACGUUUCUGAACCGAGUUACUGUGAAUUUCCCCUUCUUCGGUGUCGUCGACUUUUGGGCCCAAUUUGUCUUUUUAGGCAUUUUCCUUCUCGGAUUUGUAGUUCUGCUCUUCCGCACACCGAAAUUGUCUGAUCCAGAAGCGGAGGAAGACGAGCUUGAGGAGGAAGAAGAGGGUCUUCUCGCCAGUACAGGCCGUAGGUUUGGAGCUACUUGGCAGGAUAUCACUGGAAGAGCCGGCCGCCCUGGAGGACGAGGAAACAGGGACGGUACAGGUGAUGACUAGUCACACACACAUUAACGAUGGGGAUUAUUCUGACCAAGAUGAGGAGAGGGUGUAUGAAGAUAUGUACAAGAGAACUUUCCAGAUGUUGAUGACUUCGAGUUGAAAUGGGCUUGGUAACGUUUAUCAAGAGAGGCGUCGUUUGUGUAGCGCACGAUGUCCCUAUGCGAUAAUAAUAGGAUUGUAUCCUUCAGGCGAUGAACUUGUUCCUUCCGCUGCCAGCAUACGAGCUCGUUGUUACUGUCACCGUCCCUCCAGGCCCCAGCCAACCUCAGCAUGCCCUCUUCAGGGUCGGACGAUUCUGUCGCCCCUAAUCGUUCAAUUUAGUAGAAAUGUGAGACUUGGUAGAGUUGUACGGAAGGUGAGGAUUUGAUCUGCUGAACGA
Messenger RNA from Exophiala oligosperma, 2367 nucleotides. RefSeq lists its product as uncharacterized. Gene Ontology annotation, cellular component: vacuolar membrane. Bases 177 to 1985 code for a protein of 602 amino acids. The record is from RefSeq and is a predicted model, not a curated record. NCBI's taxonomy places the organism in Eukaryota, Fungi, Ascomycota, Eurotiomycetes, Chaetothyriales, Herpotrichiellaceae. The transcript has a single exon. Gene Ontology annotation, biological process: protein localization to vacuole.